This is a messenger RNA of Porites evermanni, 2260 nucleotides long. NCBI's taxonomy places the organism in Eukaryota, Metazoa, Cnidaria, Anthozoa, Scleractinia, Poritidae. The record is from the annotation of a GenBank genome assembly.
AUGAGUUUAGCGGACUUGGUGGACGAGGCGUUUAUACGAGAGCUUGUUGAACGAGGGUUUUCCUACAAGUCCAUUAGUGAAAGACUCCGAGUUCUCUUUCCUGGUAAGAGUUAUAUCUCUUUGCAUUACCUUUCUAUCUAAAUUUCUGGCUUGUAACGUUGAUGUUUUCUCCGGCAGAGUCACGCGGGCUUAGCGCGCGAAGCGUAAGACGAUUUUGUAAAGACAGAAAUAUAAAUGUAACGUCAUUGCGAUGGAUAUCAGACGAACACCUAGAAGAAAUGGUUUCGACGAACAUCUUGCAGGUGAAGUUGAAUUUUGUGAAUUGUAUCAGUAAACCAGUAAUAUAAAAAUUAAAGUGAUCACCAACUGUUAAUCCCAUCCAUGUAAGCCGGUGUAAAAUGUCACGUUCAAUUGCAUGCCUGGUUUUUGGCGGGAAAUAGUUAAUGAGACUCGUAUCGUAACCAGCUUUUUUUAGGGGUAGGAAAUCACAUGUCUGGUACCCUGCAAAAAGAGGCUGUAAUGUGUCCACCCCCUUCCCGGGCUAUCCCCCUGGGCAUUAGCAUCUCUCUUGAAUGGUAAAUUUCCGGGGUUAGGGACACUUAACCUGCGAAAUACUCUGUGAUGAGGAUGAAGGAAGAGUGCAAAUGCCCCAUCAUUUCAAUAUACAAACCUAUAAAACAUCUCAAUGAAGCAUACAUGUUGAAUGAGAAAUACAAUGAUUCAUGUCGAUUUUUCUUGAUCUCGCUAUAUAUGGUUAUGUUUCACACAUAAAGCAACAAAACUUUUGCAAUUUAAAUAUUUUGAUAUAUAAUGAUCAUUAGGGAUAACUGAAUAUGAUAUAAAUCAGUAAAUGCCACAAUUUGUUUUUCUUUCCAGUAUGGACAUACGUAUGGAAGGCGUAUGAUGCAGGGUACCCUACGAUAUCAAAUGCAAGAAAAUUUGCAGUGCCGUGAAAUCAGUCAAAGAAGAAUUUCAAAGAUGCUGAAGAAGGUUGCCCCUCGUGCUCACAGGGAAAGGGCACAUGACUUGCUGGACAGAACAAAUCCAGUUCCCUACCAUGCACCCUAUUUUGGAUAUAAGUUGCAUAUGGACCAAAAUGAAAAGAUAGCGCAGGAGUAUGGAGUCACCCAUGUCCAUGCUCUGGAUGGCUGUAGCAGGAUAGUUCUUGGUUUCAUUACAAUACCAAAAAAGAACCCGGUGCUCAUAUACCAAUAUCUAUUUAGGUAAGGACCCAAUCAAUUUUAUGCCUCAUAUGCUGGUUUCUAGAACACUUAAGAACGCAUACUGUGAAAUUCAGAAACCCAGAAAAGUAUUACAUACAGUCACAUUAUGCAAUCUGUUAUUGUGUUGCAAGGAGAAAGCCAAUCAGGUCUGAGAAAGGUAAACCAAUUUAAACACAAACAGCAAUGUUAGGUAGUUGUAAGUUUUGAGGACUACCCGAGGGUCCUGGUCUCCAAGGUGAUUGGUCUCUAGACAGUCAAUAUCUCUGAAAUAUUUCUGGUAUUCACAAUUUUCUAAGUUUGACACUCACUGAGCCUAUAAUAAAAUGACAAUUUCUCAUUUGCAUUAUUGUGUGCUUGCUGUUUUUUAAAAAAGAGAUAACCAAACUCUCUUUUGUGAGAUUUCCAAAAAAUCCCCAAAGCCAUUAAGUAGAUUUUCUUGCUGGGCAAGUUGCUUUUCAUGCUUACUUAACCAAUAGGCAAGUCCUCUUGUAACUUAAUGACAAAAAGUAAAAGUAUGCAACUAGCCUGGGCAAGCAAAAAUGAUUAAAGGUGCAGUCUAUCUUCCGAGUCCUAUAAUAUCAAGUAUUUAAUUAAUAUGAAUAUUUUUGCUUUUUAUAAAGUCCUCUUUCAUUGUUCCACAUUGUUCUAUUUUUUUCUGUUUACACAGGCCCUUACUACUUCAAUAUGGGUUAUUUGAUCAGUUACGUGUUGAUCAUGGAACAGAAUUUUGCCUUUGCAUCUUUGUACAGGAAUUACUUAAAAAUAGACGUGGUGAUACCAGCAGAGCCCCUUGGAGACAAACCACAUCUACUAAGAAUUACAGGGCAGAGAGGCUAUGGCCAGAGGAAAAUGCUCGAGUUAACUAUCCUCUUAAAAGGGCACUUAACUUCAUUAAAGAGCAGGAGAUAUUCAAUAUGGAAGACCCCCUUGUUAGUUUUGCAGUUUCUUGGGUAACUCUACAUGUCAGUAAAGUGGGUUCAGAGAACUUUGUCAACUCUUGGAACUAUCACCGAAUUCCAGGUGAGUUUUGGUGCUUU